Oppia nitens is the source of this 459-nucleotide messenger RNA. Its product is annotated as zinc metalloproteinase nas-4-like. The record is from RefSeq and is a predicted model, not a curated record. Bases 1 to 459 code for a protein of 152 amino acids. The transcript is spliced from 3 exons. Gene Ontology annotation, molecular function: zinc ion binding; metalloendopeptidase activity. Gene Ontology annotation, biological process: proteolysis. Lineage: Eukaryota; Metazoa; Arthropoda; Arachnida; Sarcoptiformes; Oppiidae.
AUGUCUUUUUUAGACAAUAAGUUGUGCUCUUCAGACACAAAUACUAAAGAUAUGUUCACAAUUCUAAAUACACGAUUGACAACAAAAGAUAACAACAAGAAAUGGUUAAACGCAACGAUUCCUUAUGUAAUAUCCGACACGUUUUCGUCUGAUAGUCGACAGCUUAUAUUGAAUGCAAUCAAUAGUUUUCACAACAAAACUUGUGUUAAGUUUGUUUUGAAACAACCACAGGAUACGGAUUAUGUGUUGAUUACCAGUGGACAGGGAUGUUCAUCACCAGUGGGUCGUCAGGGAAAGGGUCAAAAUGUUACUUUGGGUGACGGAUGUCUACAAUUGCAUACAAUAAUACAUGAAUUAAUGCAUUCAAUCGGUUUCUUUCACGAACAUCAACGCUAUGAUAGAGACAUAUAUAUUGAUAUACAUCGAGAAAAUAUUAAACGAGAUGUAUUGUGUUUUUAG